This is a messenger RNA of Apodemus sylvaticus (European woodmouse), 2353 nucleotides long. RefSeq names its product butyrophilin subfamily 3 member A1-like. The transcript has 10 exons. Gene Ontology annotation, cellular component: external side of plasma membrane. The record is from RefSeq and is a predicted model, not a curated record. Gene Ontology annotation, biological process: regulation of cytokine production; T cell receptor signaling pathway. Gene Ontology annotation, molecular function: signaling receptor binding. The coding region runs from base 28 to 1767 and encodes 579 amino acids. NCBI's taxonomy places the organism in Eukaryota, Metazoa, Chordata, Mammalia, Rodentia, Muridae.
UGUGGAGCCUUCACCCUCUCUGAGGACAUGGAAAAUCACUGCAAGCCCUCUCUGCUCUUCAGUGUCUUCUGCCUCACACAGCUGCUUACCUGGGUGACCACAAAGCAGUUUCGGGUCUUUGGUCCCUCAGACCCCAUUGUGGCUGCACCAGGUGGGGAAGCUGUCCUUCCCUGCUCCGUGUUUCCAGCUAUGAAUGUGGAGAACAUGCAAGAGCUGAGGUGGUUCCGUGACAGAUUCUCAGAAACAGUACUUGUCUACCGGAAGCAAGAGGAGCAGAAGGAAGGGCAAAUCCUUGCAUAUUCACAGCGCACCUCACUGGUGAAGGACCAGUUCCAUCAAGGCAAGGCUGCUAUCAGGAUCCAAAAUGUCCAGCCAUCAGAUAGUGGGAUAUAUAUCUGCCACUUCAAACAGGGACUGUUCUAUGAAGAGGCCAUCUUGGAACUGAAGGUGGCAGCAAUGGGAACUAUUCCUAAAGUGUACAUCAAAGGUCCAGAAGAUGGUGGAGUGUGUGUUGUGUGCAUGACUUCAGGGUGGUACCCGGAGCCUCAGGUGCGGUGGAUAGAUUUCAGAGGAGAGAAUCUCCCAGCGUUCUCUGAGAUCCACACUAAAGAUGCUGGAGGACUGUUCAGCACAGAGACCUCGCUGGUGGUGAGAGACAGCUCUGUGGGGAAUGUGACCUGCUCCACCUUCAAUCCCAUCCUGGGUCAGAAGAAAGCUACGCCCAUAUUCAUCCCAGAGCCCUUCUUCCCUCAGGCCACUUUACCGAAGUCAGCUUUUAUUGUGAUCCUGACCAUCAUGGGACUUCUAGUCUUAGGGGCAAUCUAUGUCCUCAAAAGAGUACAUUCUGCAAGGUUGAAGGUGCAGCGGAUUCAGCGUGAGAAGGAUGAGUUACAGAAGACAAUGGAAGAUUAUCUGUGUACUAUUUGCAUACUCAUGGACAAGCUCGAUGAAAGGAAAGCAGCCUGUGAUGCAGGGGCCAGCUCCUCGGGGUCCUCUCUCCUUCUAUGCAUAGCCUCACCUUCAGAAGGGAUGCUAACAGAGACUGUGGAGGAAGGUCAUGAUGUUCUUGAGGAUCAGAAGUGCUGCCUUCAGAAGAUUCCAGAAACCAGCCUAGCAGAUUGGCGCAAGGAGCACUUCCAGGCCUGGACUUUCACUCUGGAUCCAGCCUCUGCCCACCCCAUCCUUGCCAUCUCCCAGGACAGGAUGAGUGUGACCCGGAAGGACAUCACUAUGUGCUUGGAUGACGUCUUCAGUGUGUUAGGCAGUGAAGGCGUGUCUUCUGGAAGAUAUUACUGGGAAGUGAAGCUAACAAACAUGGAAGGCAGUGAAUGGAUUCUGGGGGUCUGUAGGGAAGGUGUGGACAGGAAAGAGUUUUAUUUUGAGAGUCCAGAUAAGGGAUUUUGGACUGUGGGGCGGUCUAGUAGUGGAUAUUGGGCCUAUAUUGAUUCUGGAAGGGCUUCAUUAUCCACCAGACAAACUCCGCAGAGCUUGGGGGUGUUUGUGGACUACACCGAAGGUGAUAUCUCCUUCUAUAACAUGAGUGACAUGUCCCACAUUUUCUCCUUCCAUGAGGAUUCCUUCUCUGGGACUCUUUUUCCAUACUUCAGGAUUAAGUCUGGAAAUGUUUCAAUGACUAUCAGCUCCAUGGCAAGUGUGUCUGAGGGGGAGGAGGGAGAGGAGGGGGAGGAAGGGGAGCAACAAGAGGAGGGCAAAGAGGGGGAAGCCUCCCCUUUCCUCCAGCGUGCCAGGGACACUCUGCUCCCAUAGUGUGCAUCACCGCCUAAGUCUUCAGUGUGACUCCUUGUGGGAGUGUAGAAGCCACAGGCCAAAGCCCCCACGAGUGCUGGAAGGGCCUGGAGCCUCACCCACUGCUCCUCAGUCUGACUCUGAGGCUGUGGCUGUGGCUGCAGCGAGGCCAUGCUGUGUGUCAGGUGGUGGAGGAUAAGCCCUGACUGUUGUUUCAGCGGAUGUCACUCAGGCCGGGAUGAGCUCGGGGAAGGCAUUUUCCUGCUGGUGUUAAGUGGCAUUUUAUUGGGUUUUGGACAGUUGUCAUGCAGCAGACCGAGGGCCGAGUGGACAUUGUUUUAAUUUGUACAUCUGGCCUUGGGCUCCUCGGGUCUGAUCUGUGUCUCGGCCCUGUGACCAAUGCUGUAGUGAAUAUGGGGGAGCAGAUGUCUGACCCACGACUUCCUGACUUCUACCUUUGUUCCUGGUGAUGGGAUUUCUGGAUCCUAGAUUGUUCCUCGAAGUGGACAAUGACAUGUCUGUCCAUCUGUCUCUAUGAACCAGCUUUAUUGUUACAUCUGUUUGUCUUUGUUUCUUAUACAAAUCCUUUGAUUCCUAUAUUGGAGUC